CGCCCCGCCCCGCGGCGCAUGCGCCCCGGCCCGCCGCCCUGCCCCGCGCGGCGGCGCCUCCACCCCCUCCCGGCCCGCACCGCACCGCACCGCAGCGCUCCCCGGCUCUCCGCGGCAGCAGCAGCGCAGGGGGGAAGCCGCAGGAGUUCCACAUCUCUCUUUCCUUCUCAAAUGAGAAUUUCAGAUGCCACAACUCUGCCAGCUCUUUAUAUUGCCUGCUUGAGUUUCUUUCCUGCUUUGGAGUUUUCGAAGAUUUACGCAGUGAAAGAAGAAACAGCCAAUGGCUUCAGAAUCCAUGGUCCCAGAGCAGGCUAAACAACAUCUGAUAAAGGGAAAAAGGCGGCAGCAACAGCAGCAGACUAGGUCUUCCAACAGUGACAGUGAAGAUGAUAUCUUCGUAUUUGAGGCAAAUGAAGCUUGGAAGGAUUUUCACAGCUCUCUUCUUCACUACUUCGAAGCUGGAGAGCUCUGCGAUGUUACACUGAAGGUUGGUUCAAAGCUUAUCUCCUGCCACAAACUAGUGCUAGCUUGUGUUAUACCUUACUUCAGAGCCAUGUUUCUUUCGGAAAUGGCUGAAGCCAAGCAGACGUUGAUUGAGAUCAGGGACUUUGAUGGCAAUGCAAUAGAAGACCUAGUGAAGUUUGUGUACUCCUCCCGGCUUACUCUGACGGUGGAUAAUGUCCAGCCUCUCUUUUAUGCUGCUUGCAUUCUUCAGGUGGAACUGGUAGCAAAGGCAUGCUGUGAAUAUAUGAAACUGCACUUCCAUCCCUCCAACUGCCUGGCAGUCAGGGCAUUUGCAGAGAGUCACAACCGCAUUGACUUGAUGGACAUGGCUGAUCAGUAUGCUUGCGAACAUUUCACAGAGGUGGUGGAGUGUGAAGACUUUGUGAGCGUGUCACCACAGCACCUCCAUAAACUCUUGUCCUCCAGUGACCUGAAUGUUGAAAAUGAAAAGCAAGUUUACAACGCUGCUAUCAAGUGGCUUCUAGCCAAUCCGCAGCAUCAUGCUACGUGGCUGGAUGAAAUACUUGCACAGGUACGGCUGCCUCUCUUGCCCAUUUGUUUCCUUAUGGGUGUUGUGGCAAAGGAAGAGAUUGUCAAGCAGAAUCUAAAAUGUAGGGAUUUGCUGGAUGAAGCAAGAAACUACCACCUUCACCUGAGCAGCAGGGCAGUGCCAGACUUUGAGUACUCCAUUCGCACAACACCAAGGAAGCAGACUGCUGGUGUGCUGUUCUGUGUCGGUGGUAGAGGCGGAUCAGGUGACCCGUUUCGCAGCAUUGAGUGUUACUCUAUCAGUAAGAACAACUGGUUCUUCGGCCCUGAAAUGAACAGCAGAAGGCGGCACGUGGGCGUGAUCUCCGUGGGAGGUAAAGUCUAUGCAGUGGGUGGACAUGAUGGAAAUGAACACUUAGGAAGCAUGGAAGUAUUUGAUCCUCUCACAAACAAGUGGAUGAUGAAGGCGUCAAUGAACACAAAGAGGAGAGGAAUUGCUCUUGCCUCCCUUGGCGGCCCCAUUUACGCAAUAGGAGGUUUAGAUGACAACACUUGCUUCAGCGAUGUGGAAAGAUACGACAUUGAUUCCGAUCGAUGGAGCGCAGUCACCCCAAUGAACACUCCCAGGGGAGGAGUGGGCUCCGUAGCCCUGGUGAACCAUGUUUAUGCUGUGGGUGGCAACGAUGGUGUAGCAUCUCUUUCCAGCGUGGAGAAAUAUGAUCCCCAUUUGGAUAAGUGGAUAGAAGUGAAAGAGAUGGGUCAGCGAAGAGCUGGCAACGGUGUCAGUGAGCUCCACGGAUGCUUGUACGUUGUCGGUGGCUUUGAUGACAACUCUCCACUGAGCUCGGUGGAGCGCUUUGACCCACGCAGUAACAAAUGGGAAUAUGUAGCAGAGCUUACAACUCCGAGGGGUGGUGUUGGCAUAGCGACGCUGAUGGGUAAAAUUUUUGCAGUUGGAGGUCAUAAUGGCAAUGUGUACCUGAAUACAGUGGAAGCAUUUGAUCCCAUAGUGAAUAGGUGGGAACUCGUUGGCUCUGUGUCCCACUGCAGGGCAGGAGCAGGCGUGGCUGUGUGCUCUUGUCUCAGCAGCCAGAUCCGGGAUAUGGGCCAAGGAUCCAGCAGCGUUGUUGACUGCAUGUGAGCUCUGCUGCCUCCUUCAAAUUCCAGAAGAAUGACGGCAGAGAGGCACUGCAGAGCUUUUAAACACCGUGUUUUGUAUGGUAGGUUGAGAAAUGAAAACAAUACGUUUUCUUUGUGAAAAUGUUACCUUCUGCAACUGUAAAGCUUUUGGUGACUUUCUGUCAAUAGUGAUACAGCAAAGCCUGUGAAAACAUGGAAUAAAAAACUCGCAGGGGAAAUCCUGCCAAGAGCUACAAUCAUCCCAUUUUUGAGAAGUUUUAAUUUCAGAAUCAUUUGAGGCAGCUGUUGCAGGGACUCAUUAUUGAACUGUAAACCAGGCACGGGGUGAGGAGAGAGCGCUGCUGUUAGUAGCACUGAGCCUUACCCCAACAGCCCUGCUGCAUGUUUUCUGGAGGAUGGGAGUGCCAUUUCAAGUAACUUAUUUUCAGGAAUGCAGUCUUAAACAUUUCCUAAUUGUACAAGGCUUUGUAACACAAAGUGUCUCAAGUUUUAAAAGGUAACAACAGCCCUGUUCAUACUACGGUAACGCAGUGGCAAUUGCAGGUACUCAAGUCUGACACCUGUCUAAGUACUUUCUCAAGCUAAUACACUUAGCUGAAAAGAUUCUUGACCUGAAUUUAGCCAUUGGAACACUGGAAUUCUCAAGUCUUCAAUAAAUUUAUACUAACUACCACCGCCCCUCCCAACAAGGGCAAGUUUCUGUUGAGAGGUCAUUCCUGAAGCAGCCAGUGUAAUUUGUCCUCCUUUGAGAUGAAAGUGUGUGAAAAUGUAGGCUUCAGUGGUGUCUGAAUCACUAUUUUUAUACAAAAUGGAAUCACAUAAUAAGAAUUGCAGUAUUUUGUAAAGACCUUUAAAUGCAACUCUAGGAGAUGACAAGUCCAAUUUCAGUAUCCAGUAGCAACUCUGUGGCAAUUCUGGCUCUCUUAAAAUAGUUAAGCCAGGAAGAUCUAGCCUCAAACCAGGCAGAUGACUUUCAAGCUUAUGCAAACCAAAGAGAAUCGGCAACAACAAGAAUUGGAAAUGAACCAGUACUUACAUCAAAAUUUGAAAUAGGAACUUAAUAGUGCUGUGUACAAAGGUGUCUUGUUAACGCAGUCAGAAACCCUGAAUUCUCAAUAAAGUCCAGCUACGAAGACUGCAGAUUCCUGUUCCUCCAUCACCUUGAACAGACCAACAACUGACAAUCCUUUGUGACCAAAGUUUCACAUUGCCAGAAUGUGCCAAGUGACAAGGGAGAGCAGCAAACUUCUCUGCCUUCAGUGCCAGGGAGGAGGCAGGAGAGUACGAGCAUAAGGCACGGUCCUGUUUUGCUGUUGAGUUACCAUCGUUUAGCUUUUCUGUUUCAAACAGCUUGCACUUUGGUAGCACCCAGGGACAAAGCGAACGGUACUGUAAAUAACGAAACAUUGCAAUAAAACAUUUGUACUUCAAA
Molecule: messenger RNA, 3565 nt
Organism: Falco peregrinus (peregrine falcon)
Lineage: Eukaryota; Metazoa; Chordata; Aves; Falconiformes; Falconidae
Gene: KLHL8
Product: kelch like family member 8
Exons: 11
Coding region: 281-2134 (617 amino acids)
Molecular function (GO): protein binding
Source: RefSeq, a predicted model, not a curated record